UCGAACGGAGCAGGGUAUGAGUAGGAUAUCUUCUGUUUUAAGUGAACAUUAACUCACAUUUCUCUCUAGAUUCUUUUGAAGGACAGCAUGCUACCUCCUACCAGAUAUUGCCAGUCGGACAGCUAUUUGAUUCUUUUCUCUACAUGAACAUGGGGAUUCAGAUAAAUUUACUCAAAAAGAGAGCCUAACUCUACAGGAAAGGAACACCACCUGCAUUCACUGAACAAGGAUUAUUUUGCUAUACAGAUGUCUUUACUGCAUGGAUUUUGUGUAAACUGAAGAUGUCUAUUAAAAGCUAACUUUACAGCAGAUCAACAAAAAGCACCUGGUAAAUCUGUAACGUAUGACACUGAGAUUGUGUAUGGAAGGCCAAAAAGGGCGGUUUUAAUUUUUGAUAGAGGAGUAAAAGCGUGCCUUUGUUGUGUUAGUACGAACCAUGGCUGGUACUGGAGGUCCAACGGCUACAUUCUCAGUCUGGGACUAUGUAGUGUUUGCUGGGAUGAUCUUGGGAGCUGCUGGCAUUGGGCUCUUUCAAGCUUUCCGAAGCCGUAAGGAAAACAGCAGUGCUGAGUUCUUGCUGGGGGGCCGUCAGAUGACAGCAGUGCCAGUCGCCAUGUCCCUCACAGCCAGUUUCAUGUCUGGGAUCACAGUGAUUGGCACUCCUGCAGAGGCCUACAGAUAUGGCACAGCAUUCUGGCUCUUUGCCUUUUCCUACACCAUCAUGUCCACCAUCACUGCAGAGAUCUUUGUGCCUCUGUUCUAUCGCCUUGGCAUCACCAGUACAUAUGAGUACUUGGAACUGCGCUUCAAUAAGGUUAUUCGAGUGAUUGGAACAACCAUGUACAUAGUCCAGACAAUUUUGUACACAGGCAUGGUCAUCUAUGCCCCAGCGCUUGCCCUCAAUCAGAUUACUGGCCUGGACCUUUGGGGAGUGCUGGUGGCCACAGGUGUCGUCUGCAUCAUCUACUGCACCCUGGGAGGCCUGAAGGCAGUGAUAUGGACAGAUGUGUUCCAGAUGGUCAUUAUGCUGGCCGGGUUUAUAGCAGUCAUCGCUCGUGGGGCCGUGCUUCAGGGAGGCUUGGGAAAAAUCUGGGAGGAUAACUACAAUGGUGGACGCUUAGACACGUUUAGUUUUGAUCCAGAUCCUCUGAGACGGCACAGUUUUUGGAGCAUAGUUGUCGGGGGUAGUUUGAUGUGGGUGUCAAUGUAUGCCAUUAACCAGUCACAGGUGCAGCGCUAUAUCUCCUGUAAAACUAUGACCCAUGCCAAAAUGUCUCUAUAUGUAAAUAUGGUGGGGUUGUGGAUUACUGUGAGUCUAGCAAUUUUUUCUGGCCUCACCAUGUACUCCAUCUAUAAAGACUGUGAUCCUUUCACUAACAAUGAUGUUGGUUCUGCAGACCAGCUUCUUCCAUAUUUAGUGAUGGACAUUCUAGCAGAAUUUCCCGGCCUUCCUGGCUUGUUUGUAGCUGCUGCAUACAGUGGAACUUUAAGUACGGUAUCAUCCAGCAUUAACGCUCUGGUGGCCGUCACAGUGGAAGACUUUGUGAAACCUAUGUGGCCCAAUCUGAGUGAAAGAAAGUUGUCGUGGAUUAACAUGAGCAUGAGUGUAUUCUUUGGGGCUUUGUGCAUUGCUAUGGCAGCAGUUGCCUCUUUGAUGGGAAGUAUACUGCAGGCCGCCUUGUCUAUAUUUGGUAUGAUCAGUGGACCUCUGCUGGGGAUUUUCCUGUUGGGCAUGUUCUUCCGUUGUGCUAACUCCACUGGUAGCCUGUUUGGGUUAAUAUCCGGCCUGAUUAUAACCCUGUGGGUAGGCAUUGGCGCUCAGGUGUACCCUCCUUUACCGAUUAAGACCAAUCCACUUCCCCUCAGCGUGGCAGGAUGUGGUGCAGGAGACACAAACAUAACCACUACAGUGGCAGCAUGGUCAACAACAUCCCUACUGACCACAGAGUCAAGCAUUGUAAGACCAGCACUUGCAGAUUCCUGGUACUCUUUGUCCUACCUGUACUUCUGCCCUGUGGCAGUGCUGGUGACGAUGACUACUGGGCUUAUUGUCAGUGCCAUCACAGGUGGCUGUAAACAGGAGAAGAUAAACCCAGAGAUGUUUGUUAGGAAGGAAGAUUUCUUCUGCUUUGGCUGCGGUAAAAGGCGCACUGAGAACCUUGUAUCAGACUUGGUUGAGAAGGUAGGGCCAGAGCAUCCAUAUGGCUUGGACAAUCCUCAAUUCAUUGACAACGGACUGAAACUGAAGGACAGUGAAAAGAUCACCAAGUUCUAAACUAUUUUUCUAUCACCACAUUAAUAUGAAUUUAUUCAUUAUACUUAGUCCGGAGACAUAGAACCAUGGUAACUAAGAAAGUGGUACAUAAAAAAAGAAAAUAAUUUAAUCAAAUACUUAAUUACAAUUUUAAACCACUUUCUUUGUAAUGGCAUGUGUAUUCUUUGGCAACUUUUUAUAUUUCAAAUCUCAAGGCAACCUAUUUAUUAUUAUUAUUAUUAUUAUUAUAUCUUGAAUUGAAUUAAGCAUUAUUUGUAAUACAAUAUUCAAAGACUGACUGUAGUUAGCACUAUGGGCCAAUGUUUUGAAUUGCCCCCUGACAUGUGUUUGUGUGAGAGAGAGACCCUUUAAUGAUGUCUUAUCCAGGGUGUUUUCCUGCCUCAUGCUUAGCACUCCAGUGAUAGGCUCCAGAUCCACCAGACCAGGAUAAAGCAGUUAUAGUAGAUGAAAGAAUGAAUGAAUUAGAGAUGCACCAAUACAAAAUUUCUCAGCCGAUACCGAUAGCUUAUUCAGAGUGAUACCGGCCGAUACCAAUACCGAUAGUUUGGUGGUUCUGCCUUUUAUGCCUUCUUUUAAAUUAAUAAUAAUUAAUUCCACAAUUCGAAAGGAAAUGCAAAUAAAAACUUUAUUCUCUCAAUUUAAACAAGUUGUUUCACAGUAACUGGUCUCAUAAACAGAAAACACAUUACUCACAUUAACAUUAAAUGAACUAAAUUCUGAAGAUUGAAUUAAGAUUUUUUAACUUAUUGAAUGUUAUUAAUUCAUAUUAACAGAAUUAAUUGACUGAAUUCUACAAAACCUCCCGUUAGUCUCACAUUCACUCACCACAAACGAAAGUAUUUUUACUUCAUCAUUAAACAUCAAACUGGUAAUAUAUAAUAUAAUUUUUAUUUUUUGAUGAUAUUAACUCAUUAACAUUAGCUGGAUAUGAAAUAUACUACUCUACAAAUAUAUAUAUUUUUGUGCAAUAUAUACCCUUUUUGUCAACACAUCUUCAUUUAAAUCUUUCAACCGUGUACUGGUGCUUUAAUUCAGCUCGAGCAUCGCGGCAAUUUUAUUUAUUUAUUUAUUUAUUUACAAAAUUAGACUUAACGCCGAAACUCCUGCUACACUGCUGCAGCGUCAGGUGUAAAAGCACUCAUUCAUCAACAUGCAUGCUGAAAAAAAUACGCACUGCUUCUUCUCUGCUACAGCAUGCAGUGUAAAAUCUUAGCAGUGCAGAGCUUACAAACUGCAGUUUUGUCAUCAUUGUCACCCAAUUCUAAGUAAUUUCACACGAGACAUCUUUACACACAGCACGAAUUCAAUGUUUUCCCACCCUCUUUUGACUGACAGGAAAUAAUCGGCCUUGAUCAUCGAUCAUCGGAUGUUUUUAAACGUGAAAAACUUUAUCGCCCGAUACAUUGGUGCGUCUCUAGAAUGAAUAAAGUGAUUGUAAAUGUUUUAGUAAUUAUACAAUUAAACCAUAAAAAUACAAGUAAAUUUGGAGAUCAUUUUGUAAUUAUAUAAGUAAAAUAAUGUGCUGUACAUGCAGUAAUAAAAUGGGAACCUCUAUUAAGAAUCCACUACGAGAACAUACAUCAGCACAGUAUAAACACUCAAGGGUUAAACACUGGAGCUGACUGCACCUGUUUCCUUAUCAACUUAACCACACAGGAAGGAGCAUGGGAAGGUUACGCCCACUUACAUGCCUGAUAUGUGAUGUAAUACUCCAUUCUUCAGGGAGUGGAAAAUAUAUAGAGCUCACUGAAAAACAACAAUCACUACAUGAUUACGUUGUGGUUUUAUUAUUUAGAGUCACUUCCAUCCAAAGGUUAGGUGAGUAAAAACUUUACUACUUAACAGUAUUACAACACAUUGUUAUAGUCACACAUUAAACCCAUACUGCCAGCCUUGUUUUUUUUUUACUCAUGGUAUAAAUGGGUGGUGUUCUAAAAGGAGAGAGGAUGCCUGUUAGCAGAGAAGAUUUAAAGACCAUGAAAAACUUUAGCCAAACCAUAAAGCAAUCAAAUGAGGUGGAACAAAAUUUCAUUCUAGUGCCAUGUUAGGUUUAAUAACUGGCAAGCACACAUCUAUGGGAGGAAUAUAAUUGUCAGGGGUAUAAGUCAUUUAGAUACGCUAUCCUUUUAAUGAACUGUAUUAUACGUUAGAAUAAUAUUUUAUUUGUAGUUCAUUUAGAAUAUUAUUUUAUUUUAGAUUAUUUUGUAUUUUAUUUUAGGAAAAUAGAUAUGUUCAGGUGCUCAGCCAAACACAGUUUUGUAAUAUGCACUUUACGACUGAAUUCUUUUCAAAUGCAGUGAAAUACCAGAUAGAGUAAAGACUUGUAUCACUCUCAAUGAAAUGCCAUGGAAGAUCUGAAGCAUGUAAUUUAUGCAAAACCCCCAUAAAAUAAAAAUGGAACAUGGUUAAAAAUGGUCUCAAAUUCCGUCUACCCACUAAGCUGAACAGAUCAGAGUUUAGAGAGUUCAUGUAUAUGUCUUUCAAUUUCCUAGACUGUAUAAACAUUUUUUUCAAUAAAGAUGAGGAACUGUAAAAUGUUGUAUAAGUUUGAUUAAUAUCAGAUCACAUUGUAGAUGCUAUUCAUAUAGAAAUGUGGAUAAUUUCCAAAGGGAUUAAUUUAUGUUCCACAUCUUAUACAGCAACUUUAUUUAAAUAAGUCAGUGUAAACAAAGUCAGUGUUAUUGCAUGUCUAAUUUAUAUUUAGGAAAUGCAAACCUAAUGGAGCCACACUCUAAAGUGGUAGCUUAGUGAAAUACACUAUAUGGCCAAAAGUAUGUGGACCCCUGACCAUCACACCCAUAUUUAGGCCUUCCUCAAACUGCUGCCACAAAGUUUAAAGCACACAAUUGUCUUUGUAUGCUGUAGCUUUAAGAUUUCCCUUCACUGGAACUAACAGGCCCAAACAUGUUCUAAAAUCUCAUUUAAAAGGAGAAGAGGAAGAAUACAGCAUAGACAUUACAGACAAGGAGACAUCUGUUGCUCCGCGAGUAAAUGGAGACGUUAAAACAGCAGAAGACACUGUGUGACAUCCCCUAUCCAGACAUGAUUGUAUACUUUUGUGGAAAUAUGUUAUGCAUUUCUGCAUUAUUGCAAUAUUAUUAUUAUUGUUCAAUAUUUCCAUGGACAUGCCUAAAAAUAUCACUGCAAGAAGACAAGCCAAGGUGGUUCAGUGAGAAAAAUGUUAAUGUUUGACUUAAUUUUAGGUAAUCCUAAGAGAUUUAUGUCUUUCCUUU
This is a messenger RNA of Ictalurus punctatus (channel catfish), 5508 nucleotides long. It is a transcript of the gene slc5a8l, whose product is annotated as solute carrier family 5 member 8, like. Gene Ontology annotation, biological process: propanoate transmembrane transport; sodium ion transport. The transcript is spliced from 15 exons. Bases 437 to 2275 code for a protein of 612 amino acids. NCBI's taxonomy places the organism in Eukaryota, Metazoa, Chordata, Actinopteri, Siluriformes, Ictaluridae. Gene Ontology annotation, cellular component: membrane. The record is from RefSeq and is a predicted model, not a curated record. Gene Ontology annotation, molecular function: organic acid:sodium symporter activity.